This is a messenger RNA of Carassius auratus (goldfish), 3272 nucleotides long. RefSeq names its product P-selectin-like. Gene Ontology annotation, biological process: cell adhesion. NCBI's taxonomy places the organism in Eukaryota, Metazoa, Chordata, Actinopteri, Cypriniformes, Cyprinidae. Gene Ontology annotation, molecular function: calcium ion binding. The coding region runs from base 91 to 3267 and encodes 1058 amino acids. Gene Ontology annotation, cellular component: membrane. The record is from RefSeq and is a predicted model, not a curated record. The transcript has 18 exons.
CUGAGGUAGUGUUGCACAACUUCCCAUCUCAUUUUAGUUCCCAUGCAGUGCAACUGUGAAUGUGAUUUUUCAGAGAUCCUCUCAGAAUAAAUGAAACUGGUAGUUACAAUUACGAUGGUUUUGUUGGCGCAUAUUAGACUAUUUGUAUAUCUUGUCCUUGUAACUGGAAUUUAUAAUGUUAAGGCCUGGACUUACCAUUACAACAUAACCAUUAAUAUGGACUGGACAACAGCUCGUCAGUGGUGUCAGAAGCAUUACACUGAUAUGGUGGCCAUCCAAAACCAUGCAGAAGUUGAAUACCUCAACCAAGUUCUACCUUUCAAUAAAGGAUACUAUUGGAUUGGCAUUAGGAAGAUUAAUGGUAACUGGAUGUGGGUUGGGACCAAAAAGAACUUGGACCCUGAAGCAGAAAACUGGGCAGAAAAUGAACCAAAUAACAAGGGAUCUGAACAAGACUGUGUAGAGAUCUACAUUAAGAGGAUCAAAGAAACAGCCAAGUGGAAUGAUGAGAGGUGCAGCAAAAAGAAAGCAACUGUCUGUUAUUUAGCCUCCUGCUCAAAGGAAUCCUGCAGUGAGCAUGCUGAGUGUGUGGAGAAUAUUGGGAGCUACGAAUGUCAAUGUCUCCCAGGUUUCACGGGGCCACGCUGUGAGGAAGCUGUCCAGUGUCUGCCCAUAAUUGAUGUCCCUGGUGGUUGGAUGAACUGCACUCACCCUCUUUCCAUUCAUAGCUUCAACUCAAGUUGUGACUUCAAGUGUGAGGAAGGAUUCGAGCUCAAGGGCUCAAAUACAACCUGGUGUGACCAGACUGGGAAGUGGACACACAAACCCCCCACUUGCCAAGUUGUAAAGUGUGAUCCACUGAAGCCCGUGUCACAUGGCUCGCUGCAGUGUUCUGACCCUGUGGAGUUUGCUUAUGGCUCCAGUUGCUGGUUAAAAUGUGAUUUUGGUUUUGCCCACAAUAGUACAAAUUCCACUCACUGUACCAAAGAGGGAAAGUGGAGUCAUAUCCCUCCUGUUUGCCAAGCUAUACAGUGUCCGCCACUCUCUGAUGCACCAAGUUAUGGAAGCAUAACCUGCACACACCCUCUCUCCACCAACAGCUACAACUCCAGCUGUGAGUUUAAGUGUGAAGAGGGUUUUUUGCUUAAAGGUGCAAAUUCCACGCACUGUGAUCAUACUGGGCACUGGACACACAGCACCCCGAGUUGUACAGCUGUGGCUUGUGACCCUCUCGUGACCCCUGCAAAGAGCCAUCUGACAUGUGCUGAUCCGCUGGGAAUGUUCUCUUUUCGUUCUUCUUGUAACACUACUUGUGAGGAGGGAUACACACUGAGAGGAGAAACCACACUCACUUGUUUGAGUGAUGGCAGCUGGUCAGCACCAACACCUGUAUGCCAAGUUAUAAGAUGUGAUGCUCUGGAGUCUGGGCAGCAUGGCUCUCUGCACUGUCAGGACCACCUGGGAAAAUUCAGCUAUGGUACCCUGUGCUGGCUGGAGUGUGGAGCUGGAUUUACAUUAAAUGGAAGUAAUUCUACUUCCUGCACCUCACAAGGAAAAUGGAGCCAUGAAUUUCCUGUUUGUCAAGUGGUGACCUGCAAUGCAAUCUUGGCUCCUGCAAAUGGUCAUCUGACAUGUGCUGAUCCUUUGGGGAAAUUCUCUUUUCGUUCUUCUUGUAAUGUUUCCUGUGAUGAGGGAUACAAAAUUAGAGGAAAAGCUACACUCACUUGUCUAAGUGAUGGCAUUUGGUCAGCACCAACACCUGCGUGUGAAGUUGUAAAGUGUGAUCCACUGAAGCCCGUGUCACAUGGCUCGCUGCAGUGUUCUGACCCUGUGGAGUUUGCUUAUGGCUCCAGUUGCUGGUUAAAAUGUGAUUUUGGUUUUGCCCACAAUAGUACAAAUUCCACUCACUGUACCAAAGAGGGAAAGUGGAGUCAUAUCCCUCCUGUUUGCCAAGCUAUACAGUGUCCGCCACUCUCUGAUGCACCAAGUAAUGGAAGCAUAACCUGCACACACCCUCUCUCCACCAACAGCUACAACUCCAGCUGUGAGUUUAAGUGUGAAGAGGGCUUUUUGCUUAAAGGUGCAAAUUCCACGCACUGUGAUCAUACUGGGCACUGGACACACAGCACCCCGAGUUGUACAGCUGUGGCUUGUGCCCCUCUCGUGACCCCUGCAAAGAGCCAUCUGACAUGUGCUGAUCCACUGGGAAUGUUCUCUUUUCGUUCUUCUUGUAACACUACUUGUGAGGAGGGAUACACACUGAGAGGAGAAACCACACUCACUUGUUUGAGUGAUGGCAGCUGGUCAGCACCAACACCUGUAUGCCAAGUUAUAAGAUGUGAUGCUCUGGAGUCUGGGCAGCAUGGCUCUCUGCACUGUCAGGACCACCUGGGAAAAUUCAGCUAUGGUACCCUGUGCUGGCUGGAGUGUGGAGCUGGAUUUACUUUAAAUGGAAGUAAUUCUACUUCCUGCACCUCACAAGGAAAAUGGAGCCAUGAAUUUCCUGUUUGUCAAGCACGGCAAUGCAACCCCUUAAUUAAACCCUCUCAUGGCACUGUAACCUGCACUCAUCCUAAUGGGCAGUUCAGCUUCGGUACAGUGUGUAAUGUGAGCUGUCAGGAAGGCUUCAAACUACAUGGGACACCCCAAAUAGAGUGCUCGGAGAUGGGGAAGUGGACAGACACCCCAGCCUUCUGCUCAGCUCAACAGUGCCCCCAUUUGGCCGCUCCAGUAAAUGGCUGGUUGAACUGUUCUCAUCCUCACUUCUCGUUUAGCUAUGGUUCAAGAUGCUUCCUGGGAUGUGAGACUGGCUUUGAGAUUACAGGAGUGCCAGUCAUGGAAUGCUCUGCUUCUGGGAACUGGAGUCAGGAGAUGCCCUAUUGUGCUGCUGUUCGUUGUGAUCCCCUUUCACUCUCUCAUCUUCCGGAGCUGGGAACUCCACCCUCAAUGAACUGCUCUCACCCCCAUGGAAACUUCAGCUUUGGAUCUCAGUGUACGUUCCAGUGUGCCGAGAGCCAGAAGCUCAGUGGAACCAGUCAGCUCAGCUGCACCUCCAGUGGGUACUGGACCAACUCUCCACCAAGUUGUGUUGUAAAGGAGAUGUCAGUGGGUGCCGGCAUGCUGAUGUAUGCAGCUGUGGGAGCUGCUUCUUCCGCUGGUCUACUUCUAUUCGGAGGACUAAUGUUUCUGUUGAUGCGCCAAUUGUUUAAAAAGAGUAAAAAACUGAUUGAUCCUGUUCCACCCUUGGAACAACCGUUUUUAUACUAAUAAAA